GCCGCAUUUGAGUUUGUUUUUUGGUUCCAUAAUUUACUUAGUUUUCUUUUCUAUUGCAUUCUGGUAGUACACCUUCUAAAAAGGCAGGGGGCGCGCCACCCUAUAAGUUGGAGCAGGUACCGCAUGAUUGGGGAGAAGAAGUGCCAGCAGAUACAGUCUUUGACCUCGGCCCGGAUCUGCAAUACCGGAAGGCUUGGCUUAUACCAGAAAGCGCUACACAGGAAUACUUAAAGACAUUUAAAACAGUUCUCAUUUUUUGUUUAGUCUUUUACUCCAUCUAUUUUACAAUAAACAUCGACAAACAUUCAACUACAAACACUCUUGGAAUUUCUUGGAUUCGGGCUGUGAGUCUGACCCUGCACUUGCAUUCUCCCGGUGGUCGAAAACAGUAACAGGGGGUUACAGGAAAAAUCCAACGUUGUUUUUGCCACUAUAUUUCGUCAAAGACUUGCUGUGGAUUCGUUAAAAACUGCCUGUGAAUUCAUCAAAGGCGGAUUUAUGUUGAAACUACGCGAUAUGAAGAUGAAGGAAACGUCGAUCUAAGCGUGGGAAGCCAAACAAAGAAACACUUCAGCGGAGGUAUGUGCUUUCAAAGUGAAUAUUAUUAGAAGGAUAUAGAAAUGAAUUUCACUGCAGAUUUUUGAGUUGAUGAACUGUGACACAAUCAAGAGCGGUGAAAGCACAACCUAAUUGGAACAAAUGAAAUGCAACGAUAUGUUGAUCUUUGGAAAGAAUAGGAACUGUUUUCUACUUUUUUGAAGCAAGGUAUACUCUCUGUGAUUUUUGGAAUUUUUUGGAUUUUUUUUUGUUUUGUUUUGUUUUGUUGAGAAUAAUGGCAGAUUCCAACGAAGAAGAAAUAACUCCUGUUAAAGACAUGAGUGAAGUUGUCGCGCAAUUGCGCUCAUCUAGAGGAGGAAAAAUGUCACAUGUAACAAGGAGAAUGAACAUUGUGAAAGAUUUAAUGACUGAUCCGGAAUUUCUUGAUGAAGUUAAACAAAACAUGAUUAAGUUUUAUGAAUUUCUUGAAGAGUUCAAAGCCUUGCAUGCCUCCUAUAGUGAAAUGUUGGAUGAAGAGCCAAAAAAAGUGCAUCAGCAGGGUUAUGCGGUCAUAUAGGGGCCGGAGCCAAAGAGAGUGUGCUGUCCAUUGUCCCAGUUCAGGUUAAGGCAGCAAAGGGCAGCCAAGUCUUACAAGUGUAUGCUCUCCUGGAUCCUGGAUCCUCCGCCACCUUCUGCUCAGAGGAUCUUAUGUUUCGCCUCAAUCUGAAGGGUAGAAAAACUCAAAUUCUUCUACGCACAAUGAAUCAAGAAAAAACUGUUCCAACUCAUGUUGUAUCUGAAAUUGAAGUUGCAGCACUGGACAGCAAUAACUUCUUACCUCUUCCUGAUCUCUUCACUCAAAAAGAAAUGCCAGUUACCACAAACAGCAUUCCAAAGCAGAAAGACUUAGCACAAUGGAAGUAUCUAAGUCGAGUCAAACUUCCCAACAUUAAUUCAAAGGUGGAGCUGUUGAUUGGCACAAAUGCUCCAAAGUGUAUAGAACCGUGGGAGGUUGUUAAUAGUCAAGGUGGGGGCCCCUACGCAGUUAGAACCUUAUUGGGAUGGGUUGUAAACGGGCCACUGAGAAGUGCUGAUGGCAGUGCAGAGAGUGUGAGUGUGAAUAGGAUAUCGGUUGCAAGUCUAGAACAGCUUCUGAUCACACAGUAUAAUCAGGAUUUCAGUGAGGUAGCAUCUCAGGAGAAGACCGAAAUGUCAAUUGAGGACAGAAGGUUUUUAGAGAUAGCCAAUGAGGCGUUCUUACAAGAUGGACAUUACUAUCUGAAGUUGCCCUUUAGGAAAACUGAUGUCAGUAUGCCUAACAAUCGCCAAGUAGCAGAACAGCGCCUCCAAACUCUAAAAAGGAAAAUGAAAAAGGAUGGACAAUACAAACAAGAAUAUGUUACUUUUAUCCAUGACAUCUUUGAAAAUCAUUAUGCAGAGGAGGUCCCAGAGGAAGAACUCACGCAGGUACCUGGAAAGGUGUGGUAUAUACCACACCACGGAGUAUACCACCCAAAAAAAAGGAAACUUAGAGUGGUGUUUGAUUGUGCAGCUACUUAUAAAGGUGUAUCCCUCAACACAGAGCUACUACAGGGUCCUGAUCUGACCAAUUCCCUUGUUGGAGUCAUUUGGAGAUUCCGCAAAGAACCUAUUGGAAUUCUGGCUGACGUUAAGUCAAUGUUCCAUCAGGUGGGAGUAGAGAAAUCAGGUGUGGACUACUUGCGCUUCCUGUGGUGGCCACAGGGUGACACCCUUCAAACCCCAAAGGAAUACCGUAUGCUUGUGCACAUAUUUGGUGCAGUGUCCUCCCCAAGUUGUGCAAGUUUUGCAUUACAAAAAACUGCUGAUGACAAUGAAAGCUGUUUUCCCCUUCACGUAGCUGAAACAAUCCGGCACAACUUUUAUGUGGACGAUUGUGUUAAGUCCGUGGCUGAAGAGUCUGAAGCCAUCCAGCUAGUAAAAGACCUCACCGCACUAUGUUACAAAGGUGGAUUCCAGCUGACUCAAUGGGUUAGCAAUAAUCGGGCAGUUCUAGCAUCCAUUCCAAAAGAAAAAUGGGCAAAAGAAAUUAAAACACUGGAUCUUGACAAAGACAGCCUACCAAUAGAAAGAGCCCUGGGAUUGCAGUGGUGUGUGGACUCUGACCAUUUCCAGUUUAACAUCAAUUUAAACCAGAAGCCACAUACCCGCAGAGGCAUACUUUCUGUUGUAAGUUCCAUUUUUGAUCCCCUCGGUUUUCUUGCUCCUCUCAUUCUCCCAGCCAAGCAAUUGCUACAGGAGCUCUGUCAGAGAGGUUUUGGAUGGGACGAACCUUUGCCCCAAGCUUUAGUAGACCGGUGGGAAGGAUGGACAAACAGUUUAGAAAGAAUAAAAGGCUUCAGUGUUGCACGUUGUUUGAAACCAAAGGACUAUGGAACAACAAAGUGUGCAGAACUACACCACUUUUCUGAUGCCAGUGAGAAUGGUUAUGGCUCAGUGAGCUACAUAAGACACGCUAAUGAACAGGACAUUAUACAUGUCACUUUUCUCAUGGGAAAGUCCAGAGUCCUUCCUUUAAAGAACAUCACAAUACCACGUCUGGAGCUAGCCGCUGCAGCAUUGUUGGUAAAGGUGGACAAAAUGCUAAGGAGAGAACUACAUCUAACAUUAAAGCCCUCCGUUUUCUGGACCGACAGCCAAACCGUACUUAAGUACAUUAGAAGUGACACUGCAAGAUUUAAAACGUAUGUAGCAAACAGGGUCUCGCUGAUUCGGGAUAACUCAGAGCUGUCUCAAUGGAGAUACGCAAGAAGUAAAGACAAUCCAGCUGAUGAUUCCUCAAGAGGAUUGAGUGCAGUCAAAUUUAUGGAGCAAAGGAGGUGGAUGCAUGGCCCAGAGUUCCUAUGGAAACCUGAGGAAAGUUGGUUAGAGGUGGAGGCAUUGGGCUCAGUGUUACAGGAUGAUCCAGAGGUCAGGAGAAACACUACUGUUUUUACAACAGUGGUGAACACUGAAACACCCACAGACCAGCUUAUUUCAUACUUUUCAAAUUGGAUUAGGCUACUUAAAGCAGUGGCAUGGUACAUCAAACUAAAAAAGGCCUUGAUACUGAGAAUCAAAAAACAAAAGGACUUUCCAUCGUAUCAAGUUAUUACCCGCUCCCACAGCCAAAAGGUGAGCCCAGAACUUGAGGUUCUCAGGUCCAAACCCGGUGGACAGCUCCUCUCAGUGGAAGAUCUCUUACAGGCAGAAAGGUCAGUUAUCUCUUAUGUUCAGAGGCAAGCAUUCCCAGUUGAAAUAACAACACUACAAGCCACCCCACCUAAAGUGAAAAGGAGCAGCAGGAUCUGUAGGCUUGAUCCUGUGCUAGAUGAAGGCAUCUUAAGAGUAGGUGGCCGGAUGCAUAAAUCAGCCAUGCCUGAUGAAACUAAACAUCCCUGUAUCUUGCCCAAAGAUGCACACAUUUCAAUUCUUCUUUUAAGACACAUUCAUGAACGCUGUGGUCACAGUGGUAGGAACCACAUGCUCUCAGAGCUUCGUAAGAAAUAUUGGAUUAGUAAGGCCAAUUCCUUAGCAAGAAAGGUGCUCUCAAAAUGUGUCAUGUGUCGACGUGUGAGGGGCAAAGCAGGUGAGCAGAAAAUGGCAGAUUUGCCGCUAGAACGAAUCCUACCUGACCUCCCUCCCUUUACCAAUGUCGGAUUGGACUAUUUUGGCCCGAUUGAAGUGAGGCGAGGAAGAAGCACCAUCAAAAGGUAUGGAGUUCUGUUUACAUGUAUGUCCAGCAGAGCUAUUCAUUUGGAAGUAGCUUUCUCAUUAGACACUGACUCAUGCAUUCACGCUUUGAGGAGAUUUGUUUGCAGAAGGGGGCAGGUUAAGCACAUCAGAUCUGACAAUGGAACGAACCUGGUGGGUGCUCAGGUGGAACUCAAGAAAGCUCUGAUAGCACUGGAUAAGUUGAAGAUCCAGGAUGCCCUGCUUCCUUAUGGAAUCGAGUGGAGUUUCAACCCACCAGCAGCAUCGCACCAUGGCGGAGUCUGGGAAAGGCUUAUAAGAUCUGUUCGUUACGUGCUGAACUCCACACUCCAUCAACAGUCUAUCGAUGAUGAGGGUCUUCAAACUCUAUUCUGUGAGGUAGAGGCUAUUUUAAACAACCGUCCUCUCUCCACAGUGUCCUCAGACCCAUAUGACCUGGAACCACUGACCCCAAACCACAUCCUCCUGCUGAAAACCCAGCCCAUUAUGCCUCCAGGAAUUUUCCUGAAAUCAGACCUUUAUGCUAGACGCCGCUGGAAACAGGUCCAGUAUAUGGCGGAUCUCUUCUGGCAUAGAUGGACCAAAGAAUAUCUUCUUCUACUCCAGGAAAGGCAAAAAUGGACUGUAGUGAAGAAGAACCUGAAUGUUGGAGAUCUUGUUCUAGUGGUUGACCCCACUGCUCCUAGAGGAUCAUGGCCACUAGGAAGAGUUCUAGAGACUAAGCCUGAUCAAAAGGGGCUGGUCCGAUCCGUGAAGCUCCAGACACAGACUUCAAUCCUUGAUAGACCCAUUACCAAGCUAUGCCGAAUUCUGGAGACUGAAGAGUGUCCAGUGCCUCCUAAAGAUCACCAAUAAGGGAUGUAAUGUAUAAAUACAUAUUUUUCUAAAAACAUUAAGAGAUUGUUUAUUUCUGGCUCCUUUUUUGUAUUUAUUUUAAAUAAUUGGUUCUAUAGAGACCAAUUAGGGGCCGGUGUGUAGGAGCCGCAUUUGAGUUUGUUUUUUGGUUCCAUAAUUUACUUAGUUUUCUUUUCUAUUGCAUUCUGGUAGUACACCUUCUAAAAAGGCAGGGGGCGCGCCACCCUAUAAGUUGGAGCAGGUACCGCAUGAUUGGGGAGAAGAAGUGCCAGCAGAUACAGUCUUUGACCUCGGCCCGGAUCUGCAAUACCGGAAGGCUUGGCUUAUACCAGAAAGCGCUACACAGGAAUACUUAAAGACAUUUAAAACAGUUCUCAUUUUUUGUUUAGUCUUUUACUCCAUCUAUUUUACAAUAAACAUCGACAAACAUUCAACUACAAACACUCUUGGAAUUUCUUGGAUUCGGGCUGUGAGUCUGACCCUGCACUUGCAUUCUCCCGGUGGUCGAAAACAGUAACAGGGGGUUACAGGAAAAAUCCAACGUUG
Triplophysa dalaica is the source of this 5670-nucleotide messenger RNA. RefSeq lists its product as uncharacterized. The record is from RefSeq and is a predicted model, not a curated record. The transcript has a single exon. Gene Ontology annotation, molecular function: nucleic acid binding. Gene Ontology annotation, biological process: DNA integration. NCBI's taxonomy places the organism in Eukaryota, Metazoa, Chordata, Actinopteri, Cypriniformes, Nemacheilidae. The coding region runs from base 1246 to 5124 and encodes 1292 amino acids.